UUAUACUGUUGUGUUUUAGCAUCAUCUCACUUAUGGAUUUUUGUCUCUCCUUGAGAAACACCUCUCAAAUUUUUGUUUUGACUAAUAGAAUCGUUGUUUGGAUUAUUCAAGAAUAGGGAGGGUGACUGAUCUUCUUCAACCUCCAAUGCCAAUAUCUCGUCAAGAUGUUGAGACUGUUCGAGUUUUCGUAGCGACAUGGAACUUAGGGGGAAAAUCUCCCCAUAAUGGUGUCAAUCUUGACGAUUUUCUUCAGCUCUAUGAUCAGCCCGAUUUGGUUGUUUUAGGUUUCCAAGAAAUUGUACCUCUAAAUGCUGGGAAUGUGCUAGUCAUGGAAGACAAUGGUCCAGCAGCAAAAUGGCUAUCUCUAAUCAGCCAAUGCCUUAACAAAUCCCCCAAUGGGGUGUUCAACACAAGCUCAUCAUCUCUGGGAAGUUUAAGUCUCUCCACCGCCACCGGCAGGUCGCUCCUCUACCAGAAAACCUCCCUCAGAACGCCGAGCAGAAGGCACCUCAGGAGCUGCAACUGUUCUACUUCUCAACCCGAAAAGAAGUACUACAGUAGCAAGGACUCUGCAUGUUUUGGAUGCCAACAAUCACCGGCUGGCGAAGACGACAACUCCAUGGAAGAUGACGAUUAUGGGCCGGAGAGUUCCAUGUUUUCCGAGCUAAUCCCCCGGAUGAAGUAUAGCCUUGUGGCCAGAAAGCAAAUGGUCGGAAUUUUUCUCACUGUUUGGGCUAAGAAGGAGCUCCUCCAGCACAUUGGCCACCUGAGAAUUUCAUGUGUAAGCCGCGGGAUCAUGGGUUGCCUAGGAAACAAGGGUUGCAUUGCGGUGAGCAUGUCCUUGCACCAAACAACCCUUUGCUUCAUUUGUAGUCACUUGGCAUCAGGAGAGAAAGAAGGAGAUGAGCUGAGAAGAAACUCAGAUGUUCUAGAGAUACUAAAAAAUACUCAAUUCCCCAAGACUCACAAAGCUCCACAUUGUAGGAUUCCGGAGAAAAUCCUACAACAUGACCAAGCAAUAUGGUUGGGGGAUUUGAACUACAGAAUUGCUUUGAGCUACAGCGAGACCAGAAAACUUGUAAAGCAAGAGGAUUGGGAUUCUCUUCUUCGUAGAGAUCAGCUGAAGAUGGAAAGGGAAGCUGGCAGGGUAUUCAAGGGAUGGAAAGAAGGGAAGAUCUACUUUGCACCCACUUACAAAUACUGUUAUGAUUCAGACACCUAUGCUGGUGAGAUUAGCAAAUCCAAGGCCAAAAGGAGGACCCCAGCUUGUGCAGGUGUGAUAGGAUACUGUGGCAUGGAAAUGGCAUACAGCAACUGUGCUAUGUACGCAGAGAGUGUCGUUUCUCCGACCACCGGCCGGUCUGUGCAACAUUCUUGGUUGAUGUGUUCCUUCCCAUUGAUUGAAGAUGCUGAUCAAAUUCAUGCCCUAAUUCAAUCAAUCAAUCAAUCUUCAUGGGUUUGAACAACUCCUAGCCUACCAAUUACUGUUCUUAUUUUGGUAUCAUAUGUGCUCACAGAGUUAUGUCCAUUUGAUUAUUCCAAUUAUCAAAUUUGAGGGCCAAAAACUCCAAUAAAUUGCAUGAUCCUAAAUGCAAUUUACUCUUUAAUCUCUGUAUUUCUUUUUUUUUUUUUUUUUCUCUUUGUGGGUAAAAGGGUAGAAAUUAUAAAAUAGAUAUUAACCUAUCUUUGUUGUAGUAUUGAU
Molecule: messenger RNA, 1702 nt
Organism: Diospyros lotus (date-plum)
Lineage: Eukaryota; Viridiplantae; Streptophyta; Magnoliopsida; Ericales; Ebenaceae
Product: type I inositol polyphosphate 5-phosphatase 10
Exons: 7
Coding region: 146-1462 (438 amino acids)
Biological process (GO): phosphatidylinositol dephosphorylation
Molecular function (GO): phosphatidylinositol-4,5-bisphosphate 5-phosphatase activity; phosphatidylinositol-3,4,5-trisphosphate 5-phosphatase activity; inositol-polyphosphate 5-phosphatase activity
Source: RefSeq, a predicted model, not a curated record